Molecule: messenger RNA, 1686 nt
Organism: Acaulospora morrowiae
Lineage: Eukaryota; Fungi; Glomeromycota; Glomeromycetes; Diversisporales; Acaulosporaceae
Source: the annotation of a GenBank genome assembly
AUGUGGUGUUUUUCCUCGGGCCCCAAUGUUCCAGCCAUUCGAACAAAAGUAUGGUCCAAUGUUUCAUAUUUUACGGUAUUAGGUUGCAGGCAUUAUUCCCGUUCCGUGCAACCUUCUUCCGCAGUACGCGUACGUUUCGCUCCAAGUCCAACAGGAGGUCUUCACCUUGGAGGUUUGAGGACUGCGUUAUUUAAUUUUCUGUUGGCAAAGAGAACGGGUGGUACUUUUAUUUUGAGAAUUGAGGACACGGAUAAAGCUCGAUGUAUUCCUGGUGCUGUGGAAAGUAUGAUAUCCACUUUAUCGUGGGCUGGCUUGGACUACGACGAGGGUCCUGGUAAGAACAUGCAUUACGGUUCCUGUUACCAGUCCGAAAGGAUAGAGAUAUAUAAGCAUUACAUCGACCGACUUCUUAAGGAUGGAAAUGCCUACAGAUGCUUUUGCUCUCCCGAGAGGCUUCAUCAAGUGAGAACACUUGCUCAAAAAAACGGCAAAGGAGUUGCAUACGAUCGCCAUUGCCUGUACCUGAGCCAAAGCGAAAUUGACGAAAACUUAUCACAGGGUGUCCCCUUCACAAUUCGUUUAAAGAUGCCGGAUGGCAUCGUCACCGUAAGAGACCUAGUCUAUGGCAAUGUGGAAUUUAAUGAGAAGCACAUCGAUGACGCGAUUCUUUUGAAAAGCGACGGAUAUCCAACAUAUCAUCUAGCGAAUGUUAUUGACGACCAUUUGAUGGGCAUCACUCACGUCUUGCGUGGAGAGGAAUGGCUUCCCUCUACUCCCAAACAUGUUGUGCUAUACAAAACUUUGAAUUGGAGUAUGCCCGAAUUCGUGCACCUUCCAUUAUUGCUGAACCCAGAUAAAUCAAAGUUAUCAAAACGGUCAGGAGAUGUUAAAGUUGAAGAUUUUGCGAAAAAGGGAUAUUUACCAGAAGCUUUGAUAAAUUUCGUUGCAUUGUUAGGAUGGAGUCCUCCUGGAUCUAGGAACGAUGUUUUUACACUAAGUGAAUUGAUAUCCAAGGUAUUUGUUUAUCAAGGAUUUAAAAUAUCCGUGUGGAGAAGGUUGAUUUUAUCUCAGUUUUCACUAGAUCACGUUGGUCGUUCGGGUGGCAUCGUGUCGCAUGAUAAACUUGAUUUUUUGAACAAGCAUCACAUAUUCAUCAAAUCUGAAUCUCCGCAAGGAUUAACACAGCUGGUUUCUAUGCUAAAACCAUUGGUGGAAGGAAAAUAUCGGAAGUGUUUAGAACUGACAAACGAGGAUUACAAGCUCGAAGAUGGUUAUCUGGCACUCGUCAUUAAGACCAUUAUAAAACGAAUCCAAAAUAUACACGAUAUCCCGGAAUUGUGUGGAUAUUUCUUUGUCGACCCUGACUACUCGUCAUCGGAAUCAAUGGAAGUUAGAACAGAAAUCUCGAAUGAUUCAUUGAAAUCAGUAGCUUCGAUUGCGUUGGAACAGAUCAAAGCUCUCGACGAAAUAGAAUUCGAGGAGGACAAAAUUAAAGAGAUUGUUCACAGCGUGGUCACGAGCACAGGAAUUAAAAAACCUAAGGUGAUGACGAUUAUGAGAUAUAUUUUUACUGGAAUAAAGAUUGGGGCAGGAGUAGCAGGCACGAUGAAAACGAUUGGAAAGGAGGCAUCUUUACGACGUAUUAACAAGGUUUUAGAAUCUUUCGACUCAAAUAUUAAAGCUUAA